AUUUCUCAUAGCCUCUCUUUUUGCAAUGAAUUUCGCCUCCUGAAACAUCUAUCAAACCAAUACCCUCUUCGUUUAAUUAUCAUAUUCCUCCAAAAUCUCUGCUUCCCCGGGAAAUGGUUGUCUUCUCUCCCUUCUUUCCCCUGCCGGAUACUUAGAAACGCACCCCAUCCACCGCCGGCAGCCGUGUUCCUAUUCAUCUGCAUGAAAUUCUAGGUCGUCGGCGGUUGCAUGUUCUUUUUUCCCCCUCUUCUUUUUGCUACUAAUUUGCAAGAAAAAAGUUUUAGAUGAUGGAGGGGCAACAAAAUCACCACCACCAUGUAGAUUCCUUCUCCGGGACCCUACCCACUAUUGAUGAGGACGUUGUCGCUGACCUCACCUGGCCUUUUAGCAACCUUGAUGGUUUAGAUGUCGAUGACAUCCGCGAAACUGCCUAUGAGGUUUUCUUCACGGCGUGUCGAUCUUCUCCUGGAUUUGGUGGUGGGAGGAAUGCCCUGUCAUUUUACUCCACCCAUAGUAAUCCCAAUGAUGGUGGUGGUGGUGGAGGAGAAGGAGGACGAGGAGCAGGAGGAUUCGGGUCUUUGUCAUUUGGGUCAUCCUCAUCGUCAGUAGGGAGGCUGAGUGGAGGUGGUGGCUCUGUCGUUGUUACGUCUCCAGUUAGUAAAAUCAAGCGAGCUUUGGGUUUGAAAAUGCUCAAGAGAACACCAUCUAGAAGGAUGUCAAGCCUGGGUGGCGGAUUCAGCGGUGGAGGUAGUGGUGGUGCAGGUUCAGCACCGAGUUCCCCUAGCACGCCACAACAUCACACGGUAUUCAGUAGCCCUAAUAUUGGUUUCUCCACGUUGCAACCGGUGCGUCCAAGACGACCGCUAACUUCUGCAGAGAUAAUGAGGCUUCAAAUGAGAGUGACAGAACAAAGUGAUAACCGGCUCCGAAAAACUUUAAUGCGGACUCUUGUUGGCCAACUAGGGAGACGAGCAGAGACGAUAAUAUUACCACUAGAGCUUCUUCGCCAUUUAAAGCCAUCAGAGUUCAACGACGGUCCCGAGUACCACAUAUGGCAGAGACGACAACUCAAGGUGCUAGAGAAUGGCCUCCUCAUCCACCCUUCCAUCCCAAUAGACAAAUCCAACACCCAUGCCAUCCGCCUCCGUGAGAUCAUCCUUUCUAGUGAGACCAGACCCGUCGACACCAGCAAAAACUCCGAGACCAUGAAAUCCCUCUGCAACGCCGUGGUCUCCCUCUCAUGGCAAAGCAGCAAUAAAAACGCCACCGAUGUUUGCCACUGGGCCGACGGUUACCCUCUCAACAUCAACAUCUACAUCGCACUCCUUCGCUCAAUCUUCGACAUUAGAGAAGAAACCAUGGUACUCGAUGAGGUUGAUGAGCUUAUGGAGCUAAUGAAGAAGACAUGGACAACUUUGGGGAUCAACCGGCCGAUUCACAAUCUAUGCUUCACUUGGGUAUUGUUCCAACAAUAUGUGCUAACUUCACAGACGGAGCCAGACUUGCUUUACGCAGCGCACACCAUGUUAUCGACGGAAGUCGCCAAUGAAUCAAGGCAUCCUGAUAGGGAAGCAUUGUAUGUAAAGUUGUUGUCUCUUAUGCUGGAGUCGAUGCAAGGGUGGGCCGAGAGGAGAUUACUUCACUACCAUGAUUAUUUCCAGAGAGGAACAGUUGUUUUGAUCGAGAAUCUGUUGCCCUUGGCUCUAUCUGCAUCUAGGAUUUUAGGGGAGGAUGUUUCCAUUGUUGAAGGGAUGGGAGGGAACGAGAGGAGAGACACUAAAAUGGUGGUUGAUUCGUCUGAGGAUCGAGUUGGUCAUUAUAUUCGUGCUUCAAUCAAGAAUGCUUUCGCCAAGAUCAUAGAAACUGGAAGCUACAAGAGCACUAGGUUGGAAGUGAAAGAUGAGGCAACUGAGGCACUGCUUCAAUUGGCCAAAGAGACAGAGGAUUUGGCUUUAAGAGAGAGGGAAUACUUUAGUUCCACCCUUAAGAAGUGGAACCCAAAUGCUGCCAGUAUUGCAUCUGUGACUCUACACCAAUGUUACGGAGCAGUAUUGAAGCAGUAUCUAGCUGGCGUAACAUCUUUGAAUAAUGAGAUGGUGGAUGUGCUCCACAGGGCUGCUAAGCUCGAAAAGGCCUUGGUUCAAAUGGUGGUCGAGGACUCAGAGGAGUCUGAAGAUGGAGGAAAGAAUAUUAUUAGGGAGAUGGUUCCUUACGAGGUUGAUUCAAUCAUACUGAAACUUGUUAAGCAAUGGAUUGAAGAGAGGUUGAAGAUUGGGGGAGAAUGUGUUGUUCGAGCAAAAGAGUCCGAGACAUGGAAUCCCAAGUCCAAAAACGAACCUUAUGCUCAAUCGGCUGUGGAGCUAAUCAAAAUUGCCACCGAAACAGUGGAAGAAUUCUUCGAAACCCCCAUUGGAAUUACAGAUGAUCUCAUUUGUACACUUUCAGAAGGUCUUGAGCAGUUGUUCCUAGAAUAUGUUAGUUUCGUAACAGCUUGUGGAUCAAAGCAAAGUUAUAUCCCAACUCUUCCUCCACUAACCAGAUGCAAUCGGGACUCGAAGUUCUCCAAAAUAUGGAAAAAGGCAGCUCCUUGCACUGUGACACUAGAGGAUCUUCACCAAAAUGAGUUCAAUGAAAUUCAUCACCCUCGACCAUCAACAAGCCGAGGAACACAACGUCUCUACAUCCGCCUCAACACAUUGCAUUAUCUUGUUUCUCACUUACACGCACUAGACAAGACCCUUGCCCUGGCUCCAAGGUGUAAUUCCGCUCGAAGGCGUAAUAGUCGUCGACAACACAGUACAUCCUCUUACUUUGAGAAAUCCCACACAACCAUCCAAUCUGCUUGCCAACAUGUAUCAGAAGUGGCUGGUUAUCGUUUGAUAUUCCUCGACUCCAGCUCGGUGAUAUACGAAUCACUUUAUGUCAUUGAUGUUGCCAAUGCAAGGAUCAAACCAGCACUUAGAAUCCUCAAACAAAAUCUUACUCUCAUGAGUGCAAUCCUGACUGAGCGAGCUCAGUCGUUAGCCAUGACAGAAGUAAUGAAGGCCACAUUCGAGGCCUUCCUCAUGGUUUUACUUGCCGGAGGAUGCUCCAGAGUAUUCUACAAAACCGAUCAUCAUAUGAUCGAGGAGGAUUUCCAGAGCUUGAAAUGCAUGUUCUGCACUUGUGGUGAAGGGUUGAUGAAUGAGGACCUCGUGGAGAGGGAAGGAGAGAUAGUGGAAGGAGUGAUUGCAUUGUUGGGUGAAUCCACGGAGCAACUAAUGGAGGAUUUCAGCACUGCUGCUUGCGAGACGAGCGGUAUAGGAGCCUUGAGUUCCGGACAGAAACUACCAAUGCCACCAACAACAGGGAGAUGGAAUAGAGGGGAUCCAAACACAAUCUUGAGAGUUUUAUGCCACCGGAAUGACAGAGUAGCGAAUCAGUUCUUGAAGAAAUCGUUCCAGUUAGCCAAAAGAAAGUGAUGAGAAGUGAAACCCAAUUGAGGGAAUUUUGUCCUCUGUUACGCAAAUAUAAUUUCAGGAGGUCACUGACGGCUAUACAAAUUUUAAUAUCUAGCUGACCUUGAUUUCAUAGUACAUACACAUAAGAAGACAAAUAGUGUAAAAGACGGCUCAUUGUGCUAAAGAGCUUAAAAACAACUGACAUUUUUUGUACUAGGGUACUGAUGUUAGGCACCUCCUUGGAAGAGGUUUCUGUGUGUGCACAUAGUCGUGAUCAAUUCAACUUCUCCCCUUAAAAAAGGGUUUUGAAAUUUUCUCGUCAUUCAUUAUGUGUUUGUUUGCUUAUAAAAAGUUGUUUCUCGAAACCUUGGUACAUGUUGUAUAAAGCAUGAACAAAUGUGAC
Messenger RNA from Linum tenue, 3843 nucleotides. Lineage: Eukaryota; Viridiplantae; Streptophyta; Magnoliopsida; Malpighiales; Linaceae. The record is from the annotation of a GenBank genome assembly.